AUGCGCCCGAGCUCAUCUCUUCUGGAAGUGACUCCGGAUCAUAAUCUGGCCUUUGUCGGCCCGUUCGUCGGCCUUCUCUCCAGCAAUAUCAGACUGAGAAACAUUUCGAAUAGCGGAGUUUGCUUUAAAAUAAAGUUGGCUGCAAUCUUGAAGACACAAUAUUCGGUCAGACCCGCCGUUGGUGAGUCUAUUUCGUCAUUCCAAUGGAAGUUCGGAUGAUCUUUUCUAUUUUAGGCCUACUUUCCCCCAACGAAAUCGUAAACGUGACUGUGUCCUUCCGAGCAGAUCGGGGAGUUCCGGAGAAUAGAAAAAGUCACAAACUGCUCGUGUUAUCGACCGUUUUCGAUGGACCGGUGUACGCGGAGACUAUUUGGGAUCAAGUGGAUCCGUGCGAGCACAACAUGAAGUUCAUUUUCAAUGAAAGGGAAGAGUAUCAACGUUCAAUUGCACCUGUGCCAGAGCUUUCGAUGACUAGAAAUCCAGGCGGAUCGGUUUGGGAGCCCAAUGUUCGAAGCCUCACUGAGCCGCCUAAAACCGAGAAGGACGACAAGAAAAAGCAGACGGAACUCGUGGAAAGAUUGCGAAAUGAGAAUGGUGGGACAAGCGGGAACAGCUGGAAGAAUUGCAAAAUCUGCGAGUACGAGUACACUGAAACAGGGGAAAAGACACCCAGAAUCAUAGGUGGGUGUAAUCCAACGAACAGAUUGAAAAUACGUUAUUAUAUCAUUUCAGAAUGUGGACAUACAGUAUGCGAAGGAUGUCUGGGGAGCAUCGCAAGAGGCGCCGAACUGCAGUGUCCAUUCUGUCGGCACACGAUGCGAAUGAGGAAUGGGACGAGUUCGCUUGCGAAGAACUACGCGUUGCUCGACAAUUGA
Caenorhabditis sp. 36 PRJEB53466 is the source of this 875-nucleotide messenger RNA. The record is from the annotation of a GenBank genome assembly. Lineage: Eukaryota; Metazoa; Nematoda; Chromadorea; Rhabditida; Rhabditidae.